AUGAAACAUCUUCUUGAAGUUUUUUCCACGAGUGUUGAAAAGGCAUUUGCAGAAGCCGAUAAAAACAAGUCUGGUUAUCUAACACUUGCCGAACUUCGUUCAAUUCUUGAAAAAGCCGAUGGAAAAAUUCGUGCAUUACCAGCAACAGCUCAAGCUGCAUCACAGGAAGGUCGUUAUGUAGCUGAUCUACUUAAUCAAUUAACUGAUAUACAAUUAAAUAAUUUUGAACAACAAAAUUUAAAAUCAUUCCACUAUAAACAUAUGGGUUCAUUAGCAUAUGUUGGUGGUGAUGAAGCAGUACUUGAUUUUACUGGUACAAGACCACUUCUUAAUAUAUUUGAUUUAAAACCAAUAUCGGGUCGUAGUGCUGCUUAUUUAUGGAAAUCAUUUUAUCUUACUGAAAUGUUUACUGGACGAACGAAAACAUUACUUGCAUUUGAUUGGGUUCGUACUCACUUAUUUGGACGAGAUAUUAGUCGAUAUUAA
Molecule: messenger RNA, 486 nt
Organism: Rotaria sp. Silwood2
Lineage: Eukaryota; Metazoa; Rotifera; Eurotatoria; Philodinida; Philodinidae
Source: the annotation of a GenBank genome assembly